Messenger RNA from Pecten maximus, 3604 nucleotides. RefSeq names its product S-adenosylmethionine decarboxylase proenzyme-like. The record is from RefSeq and is a predicted model, not a curated record. Bases 35 to 1027 code for a protein of 330 amino acids. The transcript is spliced from 12 exons. Gene Ontology annotation, molecular function: adenosylmethionine decarboxylase activity. Gene Ontology annotation, biological process: spermidine biosynthetic process; spermine biosynthetic process. NCBI's taxonomy places the organism in Eukaryota, Metazoa, Mollusca, Bivalvia, Pectinida, Pectinidae. Gene Ontology annotation, cellular component: cytosol.
UGACAUUGGCUCCACACAGAGAUCGUCUGAAACGAUGGCCGGUGCCAGCGAUCACGAGAAUUUCUUCGAGGGAACAGAAAAGUUACUGGAAGUUUGGUUUUCGUCCUCCUCGGAUAACGAACAGCAUGAUCUGAGGAUUAUAGAGAGGAAGGACUGGGAGGAACUGCUAGGCAUAGUGAGAUGUGAGAUUCUCAGUAAGACAUCUAACUGCGACAUGGAUGCGUAUGUCCUUAGUGAGAGCAGUAUGUUUGUAACCAAAGAACGGUUUAUCCUGAAAACGUGUGGGAAGACCACCCUGCUACUGGCCAUUGAGCCUCUACUCCGACUUGCCAAGAACAAGUGUGGCCUCGACAUUGUUUUCGACAUAUUCUAUUCGAGGAAGAAGUUUGCAAGACCAGAGCAGCAACACAGCAUUCAUCGUACAUUUGAAGAUGAGGUCAGUCACUUGGAUAAAAUCUUCAAAAAUGGUGCGGCUUACACCCUGGGACGCAUCAACAGGGAUUGCUGGCACCUGUUUACGCUGGACGAGGAAGGAGUGACCUUGCCAGACCAAACUGUGGAGCUGCUCAUGUGGGAUAUGUGUCGGGAGAAGAUGGCCAUUUUUACACAGGAUGUCUCGAAGACAGCUGCUCAAGCCACCAAAGAUUCUGGUAUAUCUGAUAUUGUUCCUGGUGCUCAAAUUGAUGAUUUCCUGUUUGAGCCUUGUGGGUAUUCUAUGAAUGGUCUUCUACCAGGGGGCUGUUACAUCACUAUUCACGUCACACCUGAGCCUCACUGUUCUUAUGUCAGCUUUGAAACCAACAUUCCCAAGGAAUCCUAUCAUACUUUGAUCAACAAGGUGCUGUCUACAUUUAGACCUGGAAAGUUCCUCAUGACUGUCUUUGCUAACAAGGCAUCACAGGCCAAAGACAACCACAAGAUGAUGGAGGAUAGAGAGGUCAAAGGUUAUGUCCGUAAUGACCACCAACUCUGCUUCUUCAAGAACUACAAUCUGACCUACUCGUUCUUCACACGGCCAGUUAUCUAGGAUCUAGCGCGUGGGAGUCUCGCCAUCCCAAGCCCGACACACCACCCUGUUUGUGUGCAGUGCUCCAUUGAGAGACUUCCCCUGUUACCUGGAAAUAGUUGUGCUGUUUUUAUCUCGGUGUUAGAUUUCAUGGAUUUAUUUGUUAAUGACAUGGUGUUUUUGUGGAUAACUAAAAAAAAUAGAAAGAAGUACAGACUCUUGUUCUCGUUCCUAACGAGAAAGUUGAGAUAAAUAGUCUUUUCUUGGAAGAGUGUUUUAUUUGUUUAAUUCUUAUUUCAAUACACCUGACAAUUGACCAUUAUUUAUGAACUCUGUGAGUUCUGUAACUAUUCCUUGCUAGAUACUGGUAUUUGAUAUUAUUAUAUAUUAUCUUUUUUUUCAUUAAUGUAACGUUUUUUUUUUUCUGAAAUUCUGAAAGUGCUAAACAACUUAACAUUUAUGAUAAUAAGCCGGGGUACAAAUUCAGCUUUUUAUCUUACAAUAAGUCACGUGGAGCUGUGCAUGAUCUCAGAACAACAAUCUGGAGGUCAAAUUUGGCAUAUUGUUUUAGAGAGUAUAUUUGUUGGUAUUUUUAUGGAAUUGCAAAGACAUGGGUAGGCUCUUUUACCAAGCUUAUAUUGCAGGAUAAACUGCACAUUUUAAAGGAAAUUAUUGUGAACAUGAUAGUAAUUUGUAAGGACAGGAGCUAGCAAUUCAACUUUAUGAAGUAUGAAAAGAACAUUCGGAGGUCAUCAUGAUUUUAGUUCAUACAAGAAUAACCAGGAGAAUGAUUUAGAUAACCCAUGUUUUGGAAGAUGUUGAAAAAUAGACACUGUUGAAGGGUAAGAUUUUAACCUAGUCAGCUCAUCUUGCCUAACUAUCACUUCACAGGACUAAACAAAGAGUUUCAGAAAUGCAUUUAAUUUUUUACCUUGAGAUUGUUAGGCCCUAUAAUCUGUUUGAUCUUCUGAUUUUGAAAUUUGUAACAUUCAAUUGCAAAAUGAAUGUCUAUGAAUAUUUGGUUUGGCAUGUAAAUGUACGAUUAAUGUACCUGAUAUGUAGAAGGUACAAUGGCAUUGUUGGAUUCUGAUUGGUCAGACCCUAUCGUCUAAAUUCUACAUUGUUUUUGAUAUUUUUCCCUGUUUAUUGACAAGUGCUAAUUAAUGGUCCCGAUUUUACUUACAGUGUAUUUAGCUGUACAGAUUUAACAGUGAAUGUGGUGCAUGUUUGUGUUGGAACGGUCCUGUUGAUUUGGCAUAUUGACUAAUUCAUGUUUUUAACUCUUUCCCUACUUUGUGUUCUUUCCGGAUUCGGUACCGAAGCAGUUAUUAGGCUCGCCCCCAGAAGUUUAAACAAAAUGGCAGACUACAUGUGUAUUUUCGGUGUGUUGUUUUUUCAUAAAGAAACACAAAGCCUAGUGUUAUCUUUGUACAUAAUUAAGAAAUAUUUAACUAGAUAAGAUCGAGAUGUCAGAUUGAAGACUCUGAAACGUCUCAGACAAGGAUAACUGAAACGUAAAUGUAGCAAGCCACCAUAUUGUUUACAUUAACAUCAUAUUGAGAAAAUAUCACAUGUUACUCUAACGGAAAAAUACAUAACUCGGACGAAAUAAAAAUGAAUUUGUCAACAAAAGUGUUUGUUACAAAAGUUUUGACCACCUUAUAUUUGUCAUUGCAUCAGAUGAUUGUAUAUGUCGGGUGAUGAUUUCAACAAAUCAACACUUGAAUAACGUCAACCAAACCUGUCCACUAUAGUCGACAGUGGGGAAGAGGGAGUUUGAAAUUAUGUCGACUAUAGUCGACAGUGGGGAAGAGGGAGUUUGAAAUUAUGUCGACUAGAGUCGACAGUGGGGAAGAGGGAGCUUGAAAUUAUGUCGACUAUAGUCGACAAUGGGGAAGAGGGAGCACAUUUUUAUGUUGACUAUAGUCGACAACAGUGCUGAAAGAGUUAAAGGUCAUUUGAACUAUUUUUAGAUAAGAAAAAACCCUAAUCUUUAUUCUUCUUGAUCCCAUUGUUAAUCAACUUAUGAUCAUGAACCAAUAUGGAUGAAAUUUGAAGAAAUGUGUGUCAUGGACAAGUGAUUGUGUAUCGAUUUAGAAAUAGAUAUUAAAUAAUAUUACAUGUUACAUGUAUAUAUGACAAAGAUGAUUUUCAACAUUGAUAUAAGUUGGGUCAGUAAAAGAAAGGACAUAAGUCAAUGGUCUUGUUUGUUUGCUGGGUUUAUCGCCCGUUAACAGUCAGGGUCAUUUUGAGGUUGAACCUUCUUGUAGUAGUUGGUGACUCACUGAACAACAUAAGGAAGGCCUGGCGCAUGACAUCUAGAUCAAUUAGAGUAAAUUUAAAGUGUCUUGCCCAAUGACACAACAGUGACAGCACAGACUGAGAAACACAAACUGACACGUGUGAGGAACGUUUAACCACAUGCAUUGCAUCAGUGCUAGAGAUGUCAGAACCAGUUAUAUUAGAUAUCUUCUGCAUUUAAAUGUUUUACUGAAAUAUAACCAAUGUUACAAUUUACAUGGAAUUUUUAUAAUGACUAUGCUGUUAUUUAUUCUUUGCUUAAGGUGAGAUUUAAGAAUAAAAGAAAUGUCAUGAAAA